This is a messenger RNA of Paecilomyces variotii, 1752 nucleotides long. RefSeq names its product Alpha/Beta hydrolase protein. The transcript has 4 exons. Bases 1 to 1752 code for a protein of 583 amino acids. NCBI's taxonomy places the organism in Eukaryota, Fungi, Ascomycota, Eurotiomycetes, Eurotiales, Thermoascaceae. The record is from RefSeq and is a predicted model, not a curated record.
AUGUUUAUGACCCAGAUCGUGUUCGGGAUAGCCCCGACCCUUCUCAAGACCUUCUCCCACCUCACUGCCCUCGAUCUCUGGCGACCAUCCGCACCCUACGUGUUCGAUCCUGUCACGAGUAGCACCUACCUAGGGACUAUAGCCGAUGGGGUCGAGGAGUUCCUUGGGAUCUUCUACGGCCAAGACACGGGUGGAUCGAACCGUUUCGCACCCCCAAAGCCCUAUAUUCCCUCCCGCCACAGUUUCAUUAAUGCGAGCACGGCGGGCGCCGCAUGUCCCCAGCCCUAUGUUCCUCUGCCAGCCGAUCCAUAUACCGUUCUCACCAAUGUAUCAGAGGACUGUCUCAGCCUGCGCAUUGCGCGACCAGAAAAUACGAAGUCUACUGCGAAGCUGCCCGUGAUGGUUUGGCUGUAUGGAGGAGGAGCUUCCGUCGGAACAGCCUAUGAUGUAUCGUAUAAUCCUGUCGGACUGAUCCAGCAGUCCGUGGUGAAUGGGAGUCCAGUGAUCUACGUCGCUAUCAACUACCGGGUAAACCUUUUUGGACAUGCCUUCUCGGACGCUCUUCUAAAGUCCAAGUCCACGAAUCUGGCUAUGCAAGACCAACGUCUUGGGAUCGAAUGGAUCAAGAAUCAUAUUUCUGCGUUCGGAGGCGAUCCAGACAAUAUCACCCUCUUCGGAGAAGACGAGGGUGCAACGUACAUCGCUCUUCACAUUCUCUCAAACCAUGAAGUGCCAUUUCAUAGAGCAAUCUUGCAGAGUGGAGCCGCCAUAACGCAUCACGAUGUCAACGGGAAUAGAUCCGCGAGGAACUUCGCGGCCGUCGCGGCCAGGUGCAAUUGUCUCUCUGAUGGCGACCGACAGGUAGACUCCCAAGACACAGUUGACUGUCUCCGACGAGUUCCUAUGGAAGAUCUAGUCAACGCAACGUUUGAAGUCGCGCACUCUGUUGAUCCCGUGAACGGGUUCCGCGCAUUUAUGCCCGCCGUAGACGGCUACAUGAUACCGGAUGAGCCAUCCAACCUUCUUUCAAGAGGCCAAGUACCAGCCAAUAUAUCUAUCCUAGCAGGAUGGACGCGCGACGAAAGCUCCAUGUCCGUCCCAACGAGUAUCCGCACCGCAGCCGACGCUGCCUCCUUCAUCUCAACCCAAUUUCCGUUAUUGAACGCCUCAACUAUCCACCACUUUCUCACAUCUCUCUACCCCGAAUCGGACUUUACCACCAACAGUCCAUCUUCACCGGAGAAAGUUACGCCCGCCUGGCGCGCGACAUCAGCUCUCCACAGAGACCUUACCCUUACGUGCCCGACUAUCUUCCAAGCAUGGUCCCUGCGCCUCUCAUCCAACUGUACAACUCCGGUGUAUCUGUACGAACUGCGUCAAAGUCCCUUCGCGACAGCUCUCAACAACAGUGGUGUGGGAUACUUGGGCAUCGUACAUUUCUCGGAUGUACCGUAUGUCUUUAAUGAGUUGGAAAGAACAUACUACAUUACUGACCCGGAGGAGAAUAAGCUUGCUCAGAGGAUGAGCGCGAGCUGGACUGCUUUCGCAAGCGGUGCUUUCCCUCUUUGUGAACGGUCUGAGAGAUCAUUGGGGAGAUGGGAGGAGGCGUAUGGGGGGGACAGGGUUUGUAGGGAUCGAAUGCCAGAGCAUGUACGGGUGAAAGGUAUUGGGGAUAAUGGCGACCAGGAUGAUGGGGAUGAGAUAGGGAAGCUUAUGGCAAGGUGUGGGUUUAUUAAUCGGUUGGAGUACUAG